Messenger RNA from Aspergillus tanneri, 441 nucleotides. RefSeq lists its product as uncharacterized. Bases 1 to 441 code for a protein of 146 amino acids. Gene Ontology annotation, molecular function: iron ion binding; oxidoreductase activity, acting on paired donors, with incorporation or reduction of molecular oxygen; heme binding. The transcript is spliced from 2 exons. Lineage: Eukaryota; Fungi; Ascomycota; Eurotiomycetes; Eurotiales; Aspergillaceae. The record is from RefSeq and is a predicted model, not a curated record.
AUGACUGAACAAGGAACAUACAUAGUAAGUGCGGAGUACCUGAUCUGUGAUUUGGUUCGACUUAGUCGCUGCGCCACGCAGAUAAAUGACGACGAGACAAAGAACUAUCUUCUCCGCUCCUCUUCUCCUGAACCGCUGGACGAGCCACUUCAGUGGCGUCUGCAACGCUGGAUCUCUGUCUACACCCCGCCUAGCGGAGCUUACUUUCCUUGGUCUCAUGGGCCCCUGAACUGUCCAGGAAAGAAGAUCGCCCAGGUGGAGUUUGUCGCCGCACUUGCGUGCCUAUUUCGAGAGCGUCGGUUUUGUAUUCCCCUUCGUGAUGGGGAGGAGUUCGAGGCUGCGCAAGCACGCAUCCUGAUGACGCGGGAUAGUCUACAAACGAUACUUUUUCGCAUUUGUGAUGCAGAUACUUCGCGUCUGGUCUGGGAACGCGUGGAGUAA